UUGGGUGGGUAAGAGAUAGAGAAUGCUUAGGUGAUCCAGGCUGGUGGCAUUCCUCUGCCUUAGUUUUAUGAUAAUCUGGUUCAUUCCUUAUUGCCCAAGAUGGUAUAACAAAAUUCUCUAAAACAAUCUCAAAAUUAAAGCCAUUGAUUUCAUUUUAAUUCAGGUAAGUGUUUAUACGCUAUUAGAGGGUAGACUGAAUACUAGGUCUGGAAGACUUUCUGGUAUUUAUUAGUUGUCUGAUGUCUGGGCACAUCACCUCUCACUAUGUUCAGCUGAGUCCUUUUACUUAUUAAUCUUGAUUCUGUUUGCUCUAGUUUCCUCAGCUGUAAAACAGAUAGCAUCUCCUUCCCAGGAUUCUUGUGAGGAGAAAAUGAGGUCAUAUUUGUAAAACACUCAGUCUCUCCAAGUUCUAGACAACUGUGAUAUGUUCUGCCUUAGUAGGACUCCUCACUCACAAUUUAUUGCCUAUCGGUGGCAUGGUAUAAAGUCAUCGGUUCCAGAGUCAAAGACUCCCGAGUUCAAAUCAUCCCUUUAUCCUAGAUCCCUAGUGUGAUCCUGCGCAGACAUCCUGGGUUUUAGGCUUCUGUUCUAUAUAAGGAAGUUGGCCUCUUAGGUUUUCUUCAAUAUGAUUCUUUGCUAAUACAGUCAGUGUUUAUAUAGCUUACACACACCUUGAAGGUUUUUUAAGAUUCAAUAAACAAUUUUAAUCAAGGGUAGCCUUGGAAAGCUUGUGAUUCAGCUAACAAAAAGUUAUCUAUCGAAUUGACUCUUGAAUUUACUAGCUGGUAUAUGACAGUUCAUUUUAACAGUUUUUUUUAAAUCUGUAUCUUCCAUCUUAGAAUCAAUACUGCAUAUUGGCUCCAAGGCUGAAGAGUGAUAAGAGUUAGGCAGUGGGGAUUAAGUGACUCGCUCCACUCAUACAGCUGGGAAGUGUCUCAGGUCAGAUUUGAACCCCAGACCUCCUGGCUCUAGAUACUUCUCCUUAAAUAUUUUAAUAGAAAUCAUCUCUACUUUGCUUCCUUCUGGAAAGAAUAAGAUUUUUUUUUUGGUAAAAUAAACUAAUUUGUACAGUUCAUCAUAAUUUUAAUGUUAUUAUAUCCUUUCUUUAGAGUGAGUUUUUAAUAAGGGUUAGGAGAGACAUAGCAAGCUCAUGGAAGGAUAUUACUGGUUUCCCAAUUGAUGAUAGUUGUCCUAAGAUGAUGCCAAUGCAUCAGGGAAGAUAACACGGCUGAAUUGUGGGAAUGGGAAGAAAGCAUUCUAGUUACUGAACUGGGAAAACUCGUCAGUGCGAAACGUUGCUGCCGUACUAGAGUAUACAAUACUUGGCUGGGGGCUGGAGAAAGAAGCGGGUCACAGCAGAUGGGUCAAGGAAAGGGCUACUGCCCUGUCUGCUUGGGUAUCUGACUGCUUGCCAAAGGGGUGGGAAGCAAAGGAAUGACUUUCAUCAUUAAGCCCGCAGAAUGCCGAGAAUGCAGAGCAAUGGAGUAUAAAGAAAAGAGAACGCCGAGACGCUUGUUUCACUGAAGCAGCAUGGCCAAAAAAGCCUCCAAUAGUGCAAUGGGGAGAAGACACAAGAAACUGCCAAAUGCUAACCAGGCUCAGCUCCUGCCCAAAGGCUAUCACCCAGCUAAGAAGGUGGUGAUCCCGUGCUCUCCACACCGCAGCAUAUCACUAUGCCCUCAAGAUUACCAGUCUCGCUCUGCACUGAUGCCUCGUCUCAACCAUCAGAGCAGAACCAAGGGGUCAUCGCGUCCUGACCAUAAGACCUCAGCGACCUUCUCUCGGAACCCCAAACUUGGGUCUGAGCCUGCUCAGUUACCUCAGGCUGUCCAACAGGCUGGAGUCAUGCCACGGCACCAAGGCAACCACCAGGCCCCAAUCACCCCGGCAACAGGCACUGCAGUUUUGACCUUGCCCUGUCCUGACUCCUGGGCCAGGGUAUCUGCUCCACCUUUCCCACACUCCGAAUGCCCAGCAGCCCUUCCACUGGGCUCUAACCACCAUGUGGAGACGCCAUCCGCCCCUGAUCAUUUUGUAAAACCUCCAUCAGAUUCUGACCACCUUCCAAUGAUUUCCAAUGGCUGUGACCAUCGAGCAGAGGAUCAAUCAUGUCCAGAUCACAAGCCCAAGACCAUGCCUGUGCCAACACUAAACCACAACUUCCAGCCCUCCGCUGUACUACUACAACGGCCUAGUCCAUGGACAUCAGCUUCACAAGGGAGCAGGUCUCGGCCCAAGAUAGCAUCUUCCCUAGAGAGGUACCUCAACCACUGGCACAGGGCCAUAUUUUCCCCAUUAACAUGUGCUGAUUGGCCUGGAGCUACACCAUCAGAUCCUGAUCCUUGUGUCAAAGGAAUCACUUCAAGAACCUCAUGUCCUGACCAGUUUUUAAGGCCCAAAACUGCACUGUUACGGCAUCCUGAACACAACCCCUGGAUCCUCAAGGCUCCCACUUCAUCGUGCUCCAUUCAACAGGUCAGAACCACAUCUGUGCCAUCACCAUGCCCUAACAACAGGGAAAUUACCACCACAUUUGUACCCGUCCAAUUCCCUGCUAGCCCAGCUGAGAAUCCACCAGGCCUUCAUUUUGAAGCUCAGGAUUCUACUAUACCAUCAGCAGUACAACCUGACCUCCAGGAUAUACCUCUACCAAACCUCAGUGGCACUACAGAAGCUCCUCUGAUCAUUCCGAAUCACUUACAAAAUAAAGAGCCUUCUUGUAAUUCUGCACACCAGGCCAAGACUCUUCUCAAUUCUGACCACUGGCCUAUGGUUUUACCACACCUCAAUUGCUGGGCUACACCACAAUCAUCUCCUGACCAGUCAGUUGUCCAAUACAUAGACCACCAAACAAAACCACCACUGAGACCUGACAGGCACAAGCUUGUGGCUCCACCAAGUCCUGACACAAUCUUUACUGAGAGUCUUUCUCCUCUCAAAAUUUGGGCUAUGCCUCUACUAGACUCUAAACAUGAGAUGGAGGUUCUCCCAACUGCCAACAAACUGGCUAGACCUCCAGCUGUCCCCAACCAAUGGCUUAAAGCUAUGUCAGGUCCUAAUGCUUGGGAAGAGGUGUCAAUGGAUUGUAAUCAUUGCAUAAAAGCUCCAUUAGAUACUUACCAAGAAAAGAUAGAAUCAGAUCCCAAUCAUUGUGCCAAGGCUCCACUAGAUACUUACCAACAAGGUAAGAUAGCAUCACAUCCCAAUGAUUGGGCCCAAGCUCCAUUAGAUUUUUACAAACACGAGGAGAUGGCAUCCCAUCCCAGACACUGGGACAAUGCUGCCUUGCAGUCAGAUUGCAGAGUCACGGCUCUACAAAGCCCUCACUGCCAAGACCAGAUUCCACCAGACAAAGAGCACCAGGCUGAUGCUGUUUCUACUGAACAUUGUGACAACACUGUUAUGGUUCUUGAUAACUGGGUCACGACUCUAUCAGACACUGACCAACAAGUGGAGAUUGAAUCUGACGCCAUCCACUGGGGCAAGGCUACAGUGGAUCCACACCACAAUUCCAUAGGACCACUGAGUCCUGAUAACCAGACCCUAAUUUCACCAGAUGUUGGGCUUCAGAAUGAGGAUAUACCAGAUCUAGAACAUCAAAAUGGCACCAAAAUAGUCCAAGACAUGAUCACCAAGUCUCUCCCAGCUUCUUGCCAUUGGGUUGAGGCUAUACCAGAUCCCAAACAUUAUAUCACACCAGUAGACCUACACUAUGAAACCAAGACUAAAAUUGGGCUCAAGAAUACUAUCAUGGAUACACCAGGUCAUGAUCAUGCAGUUGUACUUCCAGUUAUUCCUGAACACCAAAAUGAGGACAUACUAAAGUUCUGCCAUCAGAAAGAUGCUGAAUCCUUACUAGAUCUGGAUUAUGAGUCCAAAUUUGUAAGUGACCAAGAAUCCAUAGACAUUUUGGACUCAGACCAUCAGUCUAAAGCUCAGGAGGUUCCAGUCUAUGGGGCCCUACUUCCUCUGAUACCGGACUGCCAGGAAGAAAAUUUAUCAGACUACAAUGACCAGGAUGAUGAUGUACUAUUACUUCCAAGCUCUGAUACAGAAACUCUACCUCCAUCAGAUCUGGACAAUGAUGGUAAGAUUCCACUGAGGACAAACUAUCAGUCUAACAUACUCCCAGCCUUUGAUCAUCAGACUGAAGAGGCACUGGAUGCCCCAAACCAGGUAACUCUUCCCUCCAUCCUGGAUAAGGAUUUUGAGAUUUUAUUGAAUUCUGAUAAUUGUAACAAAACUCUCUUAUUUUCCCAACACCAAACUAUGCUGUCACCUGACAAACCAAAAUUAAGACAGCCUUCAUCAUGCUCUGAAAAAGGAGUAGUUUCAUCUAACCAAAAUCAAAAGGCUAUGCAAAUGAGCACUAACUCCAAGAUUCUGGACACAGUAGAACUCAAUCUCCAGACUCCACAAAGAUCUUGCCACUGGGCAGAUGUUCCACUAGAUUCCAAACACAAAGUGGCACAUCAACAAAGUAUAAGCCAUCAACUCACACCUCCACCACGGCUAAAAAGUCUGGUUGAGGACCACCUGGACCUUAGACAUCAGACUGAAACUCCACCAAGUUGUAAACAUCAAGUAAAAUGUCAACCAUUCAUGAAUAAUUGGGCUAGAAGUCCUAACCCCUUGACAGAAGAUGGGAAAAACAAAGAAUCUGCAUGGUGUUUAACAUACAUCAAACCAUAUACCAUUGAGGGUGGAAAUAUCUCUCACAGAACUAUUAACAGUAUCAUUAGAUCCAUCCCCCAGGAGAAAAUAAAAAACGACAUCUAUAAGCAACUUCUCCUACAGCAUAUGUCAGAAUGUUCAAAUUUUGAGAAUGGCUUAUGUCUAACAUCUACUUAUACAGUCUGCUUAAUUUGUGCCUCUUGGAUUCCUUAUGGCUGUCCUCAUGUUCAGGAAAUGAAAGAUGCUUGUAAAGCACAAUUGUUGUCUAUAUCAUCAUUACUGCCUGGUUCCAAGGAGGAGAUGAAUGUGAAAUUUAUUUUACAAGUUCCUCAACUAGAAGCAGGCUGUGUUUUUACUGUCCCAUAUCCUGAUUAUGGUUUUUCUCACCAUUUACACUAUAAACCUGGGAAAUCUUUUCAUGUGCCACUUGGCACUUCUAAAUCAAUGACCUUCCUUCUCCAAGAACCUGGCACAAAACUUACUUGGCUCGAUUUUAUCCGUGGCAAGCCUUACCACCCAUAUGGGAAAAAACUAGCUGGAAGUCAACAUUCACUCUUAGGGAAAAUGCAUAUAAACUCCACCAGAGAAGAAGGGACAAGGGGAUCUGAGAAAAUUUUUAAAUCUUUAUUAGAAAGAUUUCAAAAGAAAAGAAGUGCAAAUUAAAUUAACAUCUUUUCUCUUCAAAA
Messenger RNA from Monodelphis domestica (gray short-tailed opossum), 5360 nucleotides. NCBI's taxonomy places the organism in Eukaryota, Metazoa, Chordata, Mammalia, Didelphimorphia, Didelphidae. The record is from RefSeq and is a predicted model, not a curated record.